This is a messenger RNA of Drosophila suzukii, 1723 nucleotides long. Its product is annotated as protein ABHD18. NCBI's taxonomy places the organism in Eukaryota, Metazoa, Arthropoda, Insecta, Diptera, Drosophilidae. The record is from RefSeq and is a predicted model, not a curated record.
UAAAAUUGCAAGUCUUAUCACCAUGGAUGUUUCUCCUCAAUUAUCGAUAGUGCGAUAAGGCCAUCUCCAUCGGGUUUAUUAUUAUUUAGGCGAGGAAAACAAAAAUUCGGCAUUCGGCAAUGCCUCCUAGUAAACUAGAUAGUCUCUACCGGCGAAUGCUGAUAACGAGGUUCUUCGAAAAGGGGUGGGGAAAGCCGGAGAACUUGCGCAGAGUAUUUCAGUUCCGAAAAAUAAUAUCGAAUAGGGAAUUAUGUUUCAAGCUCGUUCCUCGAGACUAUCCGGUGGAGAUCACAAAGAAACAAAUUUAUGCGGAGAGCACCCUAAUAGAAGGCCAAUUUAAAACCCCCCUUGAGUUACAUUUGCCUGGAGUUGUUCCAAAAGAAUCCCAACAGGCGCAUUUCCAAUUGUUGAUCCCGAACAAGUGGAAAAAUGAAAAGCACAAGCCGGUAUGCAUUCACUUGGCUGGAACUGGUGAUCAUUUCUUUUGGAGGAGAAGAAAUUUCAUAGCGAAACCCCUUCUGAAGGACGCCAACAUUGGAUCCAUAAUACUUGAAAACCCGUUUUAUGGUCUAAGAAAACCAAAUAACCAAACACGAUCCAACCUUCAUAAUGUGUCUGAUAUCUUCGUGAUGGGUGGGUGCCUCAUCCUUGAGUGCCUUGUUCUCCUUCAUUGGUGUGAAAGGAAUGGAUUCGGUCCUCUAGGCGUUACUGGAUUAUCAAUGGGCGGACAUAUGGCAUCACUCGCUGCAACUAACUGGCCAAAGCCGUUGGUACUUGUACCAUGCCUAUCCUGGUCCACCGCCUCUGCUGUUUUUACCACUGGAGUAAUGAGUCAAUCCAUCAACUGGGAUAUGUUGGAAACGCAAUACUUCUCUGACGGACAGUAUAGGGAACGGCUAUCCAAAAUGGUCACAGUGAUAGACGAUGCGUUUUCAGCGGGACAAAGUUUCAUCCAAAACUUCAACCAAUCUCUGCAAGAACUGAAAGAAGACAUAAGUGAUACGAGGAAGAUCCAGGAACAUGAGAACAGCAACACCUGUGGCGACAAAUAUGAGACACAGGGCAUAUGCGCUCAAGAAGACAGUUCAAUAUUCCUAACCAAGUCUCUGAAGAACACAAAACUUGACUCUGAAAACCUGACAAUAGAUAUUAAGGACACCCUCAGUCAAAAGGUCGCGAUCGAAACAGAUGAACCUUCUAAGGAGACGGGCUCAGCGCUGACAAACCUCAUGAAAUUCAUUCUCCCCCUUUCGGCGCAAAACAAAUCCGAUAAAAUAGAUAUAACCAAGACGAAUUGGUGGGAACGGGAGGCGCUCCAGUUUAUGCGUGGCAUGAUGGACGAGUGCACCCAUCUGAAGAACUUCUCGGUUCCCUUCGACACCUCUCUGAUAAUUGCGGUAUGCGCAAAGGAUGAUGCCUAUGUGCCGCGGGAAGGAUGUUCCAGCCUCGAGGAUAUAUGGCCCGGAGCAGAGGUACGAUACUUGGAUGCUGGUCAUGUGAGCGCCUACGUCCUGCACCAGAAACUGUUUAGAUCCUGCAUUAUAGAGGCUUUUGAAAGGGCAAAGAAGGUCUAUGAGAAUGACAUUGGUGAAGGCCCAAAAUGUGAUAUAACCUAUCAACAAUUGUUGAAAAAGUAUGACAAAAAUAUUCAGUAAUAAUAAGUUAGUAAAAUUUAUACAAAAUAAAGAAUAUGUUGCCAUAUAAAAAAAAGGUUUGCAAUUUU